Messenger RNA from Tuber melanosporum (Perigord truffle), 1565 nucleotides. RefSeq lists its product as uncharacterized. Lineage: Eukaryota; Fungi; Ascomycota; Pezizomycetes; Pezizales; Tuberaceae. The transcript is spliced from 6 exons. The record is from RefSeq and is a predicted model, not a curated record. Bases 1 to 1455 code for a protein of 484 amino acids.
AUGAAGUUCUCUACCAGCGCUCUUCUUAUCUUCCUCUUGGCUUCUUCAGAAGUCGUUAUAGCCGCGCCAAGAAGGGGUCGUGGUGGUCGUCGCGGAAGAGGUAGGGGAAGAGGUGUUGGCGGUCCUAAUGGUGAUGGCACCAACAUCUCAACGACUAUUACGGGCAAUGACGGAAAACCUACACCGACUGUUACAGAUGUCUUCAACCUUGUAUCGACAACCAUGACCUUGCCGGAUGGGAAGGUCACAGAAACGGUUGUCCCCGAUGAGGAUACCUUAACUACGAUUACUGAGGCAAAUGGGAGCGUCACCACUUCUACUUUGCCAGAGGAGACGGGGGUCGAUGGGGGUGAUGAGGAAAUCCCUGAGGCUGUGGCGGGCUCUUCUACUAGGGGGAGGGGCGGGAAUAAUUCGGAGGCUGCUGCGACUACUACUGGCAGGAGGGGCGGGAACGGGAAUAAUAAUUCGGGGGCUGCUUCGACUACUACUUCUGGUAGGAGGGGCGGGAAUGGGAAUGCUGGUGCCAGCACUACUACAUCUUCAAGUGCUAGUGCUAGCCCUACCAAUAGAGGAAACAAUGGAGGCAACAACGGCGGCAACAAUGGAGGGAAUAAUGGAGGAAACAAUAAUGGAGGCAAUAACGGAGGAAACAAUAAUGGAGGCAAUAACGGAGGAAACAAUAAUGGAGGCAAUAACGGUGGAAACAAUAAUGGAGGCAAUAACGGUGGAAACAAUGGAGGCAAUAACGGUGGAAACAAUAAUGCCGGCAACCUCGCUCUCGACCCUGCCAAUGUUCAAGACGCUAGCACCAAAACCGGCCAGGAAGCCGGCGACGAUCCCAAUCAAGCCGAGUCACUUACUGACGGGGCUAAUUUCAUCAACUUCUGCAAAGGAAAGACGUUGACGAACGGUCUUCAAGUCAAGAGCGGUUCUUGCAAUGGCAUCGUCAUGGGAGAUAUCCCUUCCACUUCCAACAUGGUCUCCACGAUCAUCACUUCUCCUACACCUGGCCAGAACAUCCAGGCAAACACUGAGUUCACUGUUAAGGUUACCACCAGGAAUCUAGUCGCUGGAAGCUUUACUAACCCUGCGAACACCUACUAUGCCGCCCCACAGCAGCUCCAGGGCGGGAAAGUUGUUGGACACACCCAUAUUACGAUUCAAAAGCUCGAUGCCUUGAACACCAAUAAGGCACCCGACGCCGGUGUGUUUGAGUUCUUCAAGGGUAUCAAUGACCGUGGUGAUGGAAACGGCAAUCUCGAGGCUGUCGUUACUGGUGGUCUUCCGGCAGGUGCAUAUCGACUUUGCACCCUCAGUUCUGCAUCCAACCAUCAGCCGGUCAUCAUGCCCAUCGCUCAGCGUGGUGCACAGGAUGAUUGUACCAAAUUUACUGUUGGCGGGAAUGGUGGUAAUAACAAUAACGGUGGCAACAAUGGUGGAGGCCGAGGACAAUAGUCUCCCCAUUCCCCUCAAUAAACCCACCCAAUGGCCCCUAUUCAUAAUCUUCUUCUGUACAAGUAUUAUUUUUCUUAGUUAUUUUUUUCUUGCCCUCCUGUGGCCCCCCC